UCAUUGGCUCAACUGACGAUGCUGUCCGCUGGCGGAGGCAUGAAUUGUAAAGUUUAUGACAGCGUUUCAUAAGAGCAGGUGAUAAGUCGGAGGAUAUAUUAAGAACACGUUCAGGAUGGUUGAGUUAAAUUAUGCAAGAAGCUUGCCGUGGUCGCGGUGGAGUGUCAUGAGGUCUUGUGGUCACCAUGAAGAUCCUCAGGAACCACCAGCACGAAGGAUAACACUGACAGCAGUGAGUUGGAUGAUUUAACAUCGUUAAAAUCCUCUUGGAACUUGGUGGACACCAUGAACUACGUUGGUCAGCUGGCCGGGCAGGUGCUGGUCACCGUCAAGGAGCUGUACAAGGGCAUCAACCAGGCCACGCUGUCCGGAUGCAUCGACGUGGUGGUGGUCCGCCAGCGGGACGGCACCUACCAGUGUUCGCCUUUCCACGUGCGCUUCGGCAAGCUCGGUGUGCUGCGUUCCAAAGAGAAAGUGAUUGACAUUGAAGUGAAUGGGGAGCCUGUGGAGUUGCAAAUGAAACUCGGCGACAAUGGCGAGGCUUUUUUCGUCCAGGAAACCGAACAGGAGAAUCAGAUUGUUCCCGCCCACCUGGCCACAUCCCCAAUCCCAACAGAGAGUCACCUUUUCUGGAUCUCAGAAGUGGAGCACCGGUCCUCGAAAGACUUGCAAGACGACGACCCGGCCGACCGGGAGUAUCCCCCCGAUCCGCCGACGCCCGCGACCGUCUCCACCAAAAAGAAGAAAAAACGGAGGAAGAAGCACAAAGGGGACCCUCGCAGAGAAGAGCUGACUCCCCCCACGUCGGUCACCCCCGCCGCUGCUACCACACCUGCUGCUACCACCACCGAGGAAAUGUUCGAGAUGGACCUAAGCUCCGAUGAGGAUGCCUCGCUGCCUCACGUGUCCAGAUCGCCUUCAACGUCCACCAUACGAGAUGUUGACCCCAGACUACCUGCGGCCAGACAUAGCUUGGAUGGCUAUGCACUGUCUGAUGGUGACUGGGCAACAAAUGACAGCCAAGGCUUAUCCCAGGCCUUUUCUCCAAAGAGUGAUUCCGAACUGAUGGUGAGACCGUCGGAGACUCUGCUGCGAGCCGAGUCGCACAUGCAGUGGACCUGGGGAGAGUUUCCGGAAACGGCGAAGGUGACCAAAAAAGACAGAGCGGAGCUACUUAAAACCGUGACCAUCACCCCUUCCGAGAGCACCCAUUUCCGCGUUAUCCUCAGCUCCGAGGCCAUGGAGGACUACAGCGAAACGGACGAUGGCGACCGCCACGUGUGCGCCGUCGUCAAGCCCGAGCCGCGCACGCUCACGAGCGCUUCCGUGACCGCGCGUGAGAGUCCGGACGCUCUCGCGCAGCCGGCGGAGUUGCUGCCGUACGACGUGGUCACCUCCACCCCCGGCAGCAGCCAGCAGAGCGACUCCCCCUCCAAGAAGAAAGGUGUCCCGAAGAGGAGCCAUCAUCAGGGUCCCGAGGACAUCUACCUGGAUGACCUGAACGCACUUGAGCCCGAUGUAGCUGCCAGAUACUUUCCCAAAAGCGAGGCGGAGGCGGCCGGCAAGCACUGGAUGGAAACUGAGAUUUGCUCGGGUUCGCAGUCGCCGCAGUCGGUGGGCAGCGCCGCCGCCGACAGCGGCACCGAGUGUCUGUCGGACUCAGCGAGCGACCUCCCGGACGUCACGCUGUCGCUGUGCGGAGGCCUGACGGAGAACGCGGAGAUAUCCAAAGAAAAGUUCAUGGAGCACAUCAUCACCUACCACGAAUUUGCUGAAAAUCCAGCAAUCAUCGAUAACCCCAACCUUGUCGUUAAGAUAGGAAAUAGAUAUUAUAACUGGACUCUUGCUGCACCCUUGAUUCUAAGUCUACAAGCAUUUCAGAAGAAUUUACCAAAGGCUACAGAGGAGGCCUGGGUGAAGGAGAAGAUGCCAAAGAAGUCGGGCCGCUGGUGGUUCUGGCGGAAGCGGGCGGAUAGUGCAAUCAAGCAGUCCGAGGCCAAGCUUGAAACCAAGGAAGAGUCUCAGUCGGCAGAGGAAGGACCCGCCAUGACGCAGGAGAAUCUCGCCUUACGGGGCAAAAACACAGACUCGUCCAGCGACGAAGAAUGCAAGGAGGUGAGCGCCGCGUCGUGUCAGGAGAGACACCAUCAUGACAGUCAGCAGCAUCUCGGCGCCCACGCCUACAGGAAGUCGCUACGUCUCUCCUCUGAUCAGAUUGCCAGUCUGAAACUGAAGGAGGGCCCCAACGACGUGACGUUCAGCAUCACCACGCAAUACCAAGGCACGUGCCGCUGCGAGGGCACCAUCUACCUGUGGAACUGGGACGACAAAGUCAUCAUCUCUGACAUCGACGGCACCAUCACCAAGUCCGACGUGUUUGGACAGAUCCUGCCGCAGCUUGGGAAGGACUGGACCCACCAGGGGAUCGCCAAGCUCUAUCACUCAGUAGCCGAGAACGGCUACAAGUUCCUGUACUGCUCGGCUCGUGCCAUCGGCAUGGCAGACAUGACCAGGGGCUACCUGCAGUGGGUCAACGACGAUGGCACCAUCCUGCCCCGCGGGCCUCUCAUGCUGUCACCCAGCAGCCUCUUUUCGGCUUUCCAUAGGGAGGUCAUCGAGAAGAAGCCCGAGAUCUUUAAGAUCGAAUGCCUGACGGACAUCAAGAACCUGUUCCAGCAUAACAAACAGCCGUUCCACGCCGCCUUCGGCAAUCGAGCCAACGAUGUCUUUGCCUACAAGGAGGUGGGAGUUCCCGUUUGCCGGAUCUUCACCGUCAACCCGAAGGGAGAGUUGAUCCAGGAACAGACCAAGGGCAACAAGUCCUCUUACUGCAGGCUGAGCGAGCUGGUGGAGCAUAUGUUCCCGCUGCUGAGCAAGGAGCAGAACGAAGCUUUCGCUAUGCCCGAAUUCAGCUCCUUCUGCUUUUGGAGGCAGCCCAUCCCCGCCGUGGACCCCGCGGACCUGCUCUGAAAAUGGCUCAGGUACUCUCGCUCUCUCGCAACGAGGAAAGGGCCAGGAAGGCGCUCACCGCACUUGAAAGGGUGCCCUGUUGUGUUGAUUUUUUUUUUUUCCACGGGAGUUACCUAGCAGCGCAAAUGCACAAAAGAGACACCUGGGAGAUGCUCGCUUUUGCCAAAUCCAACGCCGCCUUAGAUGCACUUCUGGACCUGCCUAAUGGCCGCCGCACUUGCGAGAAUAAGUCAGGCUCCAUUUUCAAGGUCACGCCUCCACAUGAAGCAGCUACUCCUUCGUCACACUGAAACGAUGCGAGGAGGACAAUAUUGGCAUCGAAAACUAUUUAUGAUGCUCAAAAAACAACCUCUGCUGGAUCAUCAUCAUGAUUAUUAUUUAUGAAACUAAGUAUUAUGUUUAAGUUAUUCCUGAUGCUGAUGCCUUGUCUGAAGAAGGUCUUUACGGCCACAAACAUUAGCGCUAAAUGCAAACAGGAGGCCUUUUUACUUUGUAGUACAGUCCAUGUUUCGGGAGUACAACGCAUGUUCCUCAGCAUAUGCACACAACUGUUCAAAAGUUUGGAGUCGCUUAUUAUUCAUGGAAAAAAAAAAUCAUCCAAAGUACAGCCCAGAAAUUGUUAAUCUACUAAAAACAGUGCUUAUAAAAAAGGAUAUUUGGAAGAGACCCCUAAACCCGUGAACUGUAGUGUGUAUAAAUAUUCAUAUAUGCACUGAAAGUGUGUACAUUUCCAUUUGAAGGAUUUUGACAAAAACAAAGGAAUGGUGUUACUUUAUGAUCCAAACUCACGGCUGCUCCUCAUACUUAACCUGGGGUGGGUGACCUACAAGAUCUGGCAAAAAAAAUAAACAAAAAAUAAAUAAAUAAAUAAAUAAAUAAAUACGGUGAAACCUAGGAGAUAGUGUUAUAAUAAAAAAAAAGCACAAAGGUAUUGAUUAUAUAUAAAUAAACAUAUUGUUGGCCAAGUAGAAUAAGUGUCAAGUUGUUUUUGAACCAUCCAUCUUCUGUACCGCUUUGGAAAAUUAGAAAAAACCCAAUCUGAUUUGGAUGAUAAACAAAAACAAUUUAGCAAACACAUUGGAAUUUUUUAUUGAUAUUGCAACAGUAACUUCAAAAUUACUGGGGUGUUUUUUUUUCUUCGAUUUGUAUAACAAAAGUUAUUCCCCACCCCUGCGCAAGUGUGUUUGUCAGCUCCUGUUCAAAAGUGUUUCUUUGUAAUUUGCCUUCUUAAGUCCUAUUUUGUUCGGCGACAAAACUUACCUGCAUUUUAUCCCACCUGGAGAGCCUGCAAAAUGGCCACAUCAGAGCCCUAGUCAAAUAUUAAAAAACGCUUUUGUACCCUGGUUAUGGCUCUGCCGCAACAUGCUGUCAAACUUUUUUUUUUGCUAAAACAGCGACAAAUGUGCACACAAAGUGUAUUGUGUAUAUUUCUUUGAAUUCAUCUGUUAGAGGAAAAACGAACAUGGCAAUAUAAUGGAGGGGGAAAAAAAGCAGGACUUUUAAAGCACAAACGAGACGCUAACGGCUGCAUGGUCAGUGUCAGUUGUCGUUUUUUUUUGCAUCAACGGUUGAUUCACGUGUGUGUUCUCUGGUUAGUCGUAAAUGAAAAGUUAAUAAUGAAUCCAUUCUUUCUAUGAAAGUAAAGCUUCACACAAGUCUUUGUUGGGAUUAUUCCACAAACAAUCUGUUUUUAGGAUGGGCGGAUUACUCUGUUGCCUUUCAUUUGUUUUUUCUUUUCUCUCUUUUGUGUCGUUUCCUUGGAGUGAAUGUCUCUCGCUUCCGUGUGUGCGCCGCCCACACGGAGCGACCACAGUGUUUAUUUGGAGACUUAAAUGUGGUUUAGAGUAUCGUUGAAAAACAAACUAUAAAGAGGAAGUACAAUUAAACGAAAGAAGAAAAUAGGCCUACUGACGCUCACGGAUUCUGGCUGUCACGGUCUUGUUUGUAUUCAAUAAAGUUUCUAACGGAA
Messenger RNA from Syngnathus typhle (broad-nosed pipefish), 4939 nucleotides. RefSeq names its product lipin 2 (gene lpin2). Gene Ontology annotation, cellular component: cytosol; endoplasmic reticulum membrane; nucleus. Gene Ontology annotation, molecular function: transcription coactivator activity; phosphatidate phosphatase activity. The record is from RefSeq and is a predicted model, not a curated record. Gene Ontology annotation, biological process: positive regulation of transcription by RNA polymerase II; fatty acid catabolic process; triglyceride biosynthetic process. Bases 286 to 2970 code for a protein of 894 amino acids. The transcript is spliced from 19 exons. Lineage: Eukaryota; Metazoa; Chordata; Actinopteri; Syngnathiformes; Syngnathidae.